AUGAUGCCCCGAGCAUGGUUGAGCAUUCUUGGUGUAGUGUGCCUGGUGCCCAGUGCUUGCGUGGUGGGCACGGCCAUCGCCGAUGAGCGCACCCGCUACUGCAUUCUCACCUCUGCCGCCGUCAGCGUGGUGGGGUUUGCGCUCACGCUGCGAUUGAUUCCGCUGACCAAGGCAUACACGCUCAAGGCAGGGCUCUUUGGGCUGGACAUUAACAAAAAGGGCAGUCGGGAGGGCGAGAAGAAGGUGCCAGAGUCGCUGGGGCUGGCCUCUGGCGUCGUCUUCCUGAAAGGGCUAGUUGAUUACAAUGCAGCCUUGGCCACCAUCUGCUUCAUGCUGUUCCUCGGCUUUGCCGAUGAUGUGCUCGACAUACCCUGGCGGGUCAAGCUCAUCCUGCCCUGCCUGGCCUCACUGCCGCUGCUCAUCGCUUACAGUGGCGGCACAGGCGUGGUGGUGCCAAAGCUGAUGCGUGGUGGACCUCUGGAACUGCCUGCAUACCUGGAGCUGGGCGUGCUGUACAAGGCGUACAUGGUGAUGCUGGUCAUCUUUUGCACCAACUCAAUUAACAUUCUGGCGGGCGUGAAUGGGUUGGAGGCGGGGCAGACGUUUGUCAUCGCCUGCGCGGUGCUGUUCCACAACUUGCUGACCCUGAGCGGCCCUGUGGGUGCCGUGCCUCUGCUACGUGACGGCCACCUGUUUUCUGCAUAUUUGAUGAUGCCGCUGGCUGCCACCACUCUGGCCUUGCUGGCAUUCAACUGGUAUCCCGCUCAGGUGUUUGUUGGUGAUACAUUCACCUAUUUUGCGGGCAUGGCACUCGCCGUGGCAGGCAUCCUGGGCCACUUUUCUGAGACGCUGCUCAUGUUUUUCAUCCCGCAAAUCAUCAACUUUGUUUACAGCCUCCCUCAGCUCUUCAAGAUUGUGCCUUGCCCCCGGCACAGGCUGCCCAGGUUCGAUCCUGCGACGGGGCUUCUUCAUGCCACCCCCAACAUGAAUGUCGUCAACUUAGUGUUGCGCCUGCUGGGACCCUGCACAGAGUUAUGGCUAUGCAUUCGCAUAUUGCUCUGGCAGAUGGCGUGCUGCCUGACCGCUUUUGCAGCGCGGCAUGCGCUAGCAGGAUGGUACAAGUGA
Messenger RNA from Chlorella variabilis, 1125 nucleotides. RefSeq lists its product as hypothetical. The record is from RefSeq and is a predicted model, not a curated record. Gene Ontology annotation, cellular component: membrane. Bases 1 to 1125 code for a protein of 374 amino acids. Gene Ontology annotation, molecular function: UDP-N-acetylglucosamine-dolichyl-phosphate N-acetylglucosaminephosphotransferase activity. The transcript has 8 exons. Gene Ontology annotation, biological process: dolichol-linked oligosaccharide biosynthetic process; protein N-linked glycosylation. NCBI's taxonomy places the organism in Eukaryota, Viridiplantae, Chlorophyta, Trebouxiophyceae, Chlorellales, Chlorellaceae.